AUGGCACCUUCCGAUCGUCUUAACCAGAUCAACAAGCACCUCAACUACCCAGCGGGUCUUCUCGCUGGGCAAGUAGCAAUUAUUACCGGUGCAGGUCAAGGUAUCGGCGCGGAGGCAGCUCGCCUUUUCGCCAAUGAGGGCGCCAAGGUUGUAGUAGCAGAUAUCGACGGCAAGAAGGCCAACGCGGUCGCUGACGCCAUCAAUGCCGCCGAGCCUGGUCGCGCCUUGGCUGUGGCCGGCGACGUCCUGGACAGCAACUACAUCACCGAGCUUGUAAAGCGCGCAGCCGAAUUUGGUGGUGGCAAGAUUCACAUCAUUGUCAACAACGCUGGCUUCACUUGGGAUGGUGUGAUUCACAAGAUCACCGAUAAGCAAUGGGACACCAUGCUUGCCGUGCACAACACUGCGCCUUUCCGGCUAGUGCGAGAAGCCGCGCCGUAUUUCCGGGUGAAGGACAAGGAGCCGCGGGUUGUCAUCAACAUCAGCAGUACAAGUGGUAUCCACGGCAAUGCUGGUCAAGCCAACUACGCAGUCGCUAAGGCCGGCGUGGUCGGCCUCACUCGCACAAUUGCUAAGGAGUGGGGUCCUGCCUUUGGUGUGCGCUCUAAUACCAUCGCCUUUGGGUUCGUGACUACUCGUCUUACGGCUGCCAAGGAAGAGGGUGCCUUCGUCACCACUCCCGACGGUACUAAGGUGCUGCUGGGUAUCCCUGGCAAGCAGCUUUCCAGCAAGAAGGGCGAUGAUGCUCAGGUCGAGUCUUACCCUGAUAUUCCGUUACGGAGACCGGCUAGCCCCGAAGAGGCGGCUCGGUCGAUUUUGGGUGUUGCCAGUCCAUACUUCUCUUAUGUGAACGGGGAGACAAUCCGGGUUACUGGUGGACGCAAUAUGUAA
Molecule: messenger RNA, 891 nt
Organism: Penicillium verhagenii
Lineage: Eukaryota; Fungi; Ascomycota; Eurotiomycetes; Eurotiales; Aspergillaceae
Product: SDR family NAD(P)-dependent oxidoreductase
Exons: 4
Coding region: 1-891 (296 amino acids)
Molecular function (GO): oxidoreductase activity, acting on the CH-OH group of donors, NAD or NADP as acceptor
Source: RefSeq, a predicted model, not a curated record